AUGAAAAUUUUAACAUCUAUUUUCCUUAUAUUUGCUAUUCUAUCUUUAGUUUCAGCAGAAUUAACUGACAAAGAUUUUGCUAAAGUUUAAUCUUGCUAAGCCUAAUAAGGACCUUAAACUGAAUGCUCAACAAAAGCUUGUAGUGAUUAAGCAGAAGCAUCACGUAAGUGCUAUUAAGCUUAAUGCCCUACCUAAAAUAAUCUGUCUGAUUUUGUUAGUUGCCUUAAAAAAUGUAAUCCUUAUCCCACUGAUCCUGCUGAUUAAAAAAAAUAUGAUGAUUUUAUGAACUGUCUUAAUAGCUCUGUAAUUAUUUUUGCAAUUUCAUUACUUACCUUAAAUAUUUUAUUUUGA
Molecule: messenger RNA, 351 nt
Organism: Tetrahymena thermophila SB210
Lineage: Eukaryota; Ciliophora; Oligohymenophorea; Hymenostomatida; Tetrahymenidae
Product: transmembrane protein, putative
Exons: 1
Source: RefSeq, a predicted model, not a curated record